Mucor mucedo is the source of this 837-nucleotide messenger RNA. RefSeq lists its product as uncharacterized. The coding region runs from base 1 to 837 and encodes 278 amino acids. The record is from RefSeq and is a predicted model, not a curated record. The transcript has 3 exons. Lineage: Eukaryota; Fungi; Mucoromycota; Mucoromycetes; Mucorales; Mucoraceae.
AUGUUCCCCACCCUUUUUAAAGCUUUUACCGCCUCUGCUUUUGGUUCUAUCAAGACGCUUCCAAUCAUUCCUGCUGCCAAAGCUUUCACUCAUGUCAGAACCUACAGCGCUACCAACCAUUUGAUGGAUUAUGACUUGUUUCCAAAAAAGUCUUUGUCACCCAAGGAGUUGAAAACAUUAGUGAAAACACUCGAAGUCUUGCUUACGGCUUUCAAGGGGCUUCCAGAAAAUCAAUUGAAGCCUCAGCUGAACAAGUACCGUUGGAGCCCUACCGAAAAGGUGAAUAUGUCUGUCGCGUUAUUGGUAUUACAGAAGGAGCCUAAGGAUGUCAAGGGUGCUGAUUUUAAAAAAAUUGCCCAGUACGUACAAACUAGAAACGCUCAGCAAUGCCGUUCUUUCUUGGAUUAUCGUAUUAGAAUUGGAAUGAUGUUAAAAUCAAGACCUUGUAGUUCUACAAGAAAACGUAAGGUGUACUGGUGCGUCAAUUACAAGGAUCGUCAUACGUCUAAAGCAAGCCGAUGCACCAUCACCUGUGACACCAGCACGACGUUUGACCAGCUUUUACAAAGGGCAAAGGAAGCGACGGAUCUUUUACAAAUCACGGCAUUUCGAUGCAUGAUCGGUCCCUGUAAAACCAUUCAUGAUGAUCAAAGUAUGGCUAUUGCUAUGGAAGCGUUUGGAAGCAGUAGCGAGUCAUUAGAACAUUGGAGAGUUGGAAUCAUGAUAUACGUAAUCGAGGGGAAUCAUCGUAUCGAUUCAGAAUUGGGUUUGGUAUCCGCCUUGUUUCUGAUGUUUAUCGGAUAUGGCUACAUGUAUCUCAUCCUUGUGUCAUUAUAA